ACGAGGCCUCUUGCUGUAAUAAAUAGGAUAAGCUUCCCCAUUGCAAUUUGUUUUUGAUGCAUGAAUCAUUAUGCAUGCACCGCUUGACGCUUUGACAGCUCCAUCUCUCAUUAUUAUUAUAUGUAUAUAUAAAGCCAACGUUAAGUUUAUGUCUUGCACCUCAAACUAUCAAUUCAACGUUUUUAUUAUCAACCCCUUUAAACCGAAGCUGGAGUAAAAACUUGUCUAUGGCGAUGUCUAGACAGCGGGUAUUCACUUUUGGCAAGGGCAGAAGUGAGGGAAACAAGGCCAUGAAGGCCUUGUUGGGAGGAAAAGGGGCGAACCUGGCAGAAAUGGCAAGCAUUGGGUUAUCAGUGCCUCCUGGACUGACCAUAUCAACAGAAGCUUGUCAAGAGUAUCAGGACAACGGCAAGAAGCUACCUGAUGGCCUCUGGGAUGAGAUUCUUGAAGGCCUUACUUUUGUGGAGUCAGAGAUGGGAACCUCCCUUGGGAAUCCUUCUAAGCCUCUCCUCCUCUCUGUGCGCUCUGGCGCCGCGAUUUCCAUGCCUGGAAUGAUGGACACAGUUCUCAAUCUUGGACUCAAUGAUGAAGUCGUUACUGGCUUGGCUGCAAAAAGUGGAGAGCGCUUCGCUUAUGAUUCAUACAGACGUUUCUUGGACAUGUUUGGAGAUGUUGUAAUGGGUAUUCCACACUCAUUGUUUGAAGAAAAGUUAAAGAAUCUAAAAGGUAGAAAAGGUGUCAAACUUGACACUGAUCUAAUAGCAUCUGAUCUCAAGGAUGUGGUUGAGCAAUACAAGAAUGUCUACCUCGAAGCCAAGGGAGAAAGUUUUCCUUCAGAUCCAAUGCAGCAGCUAGAAUUAGCGAUUAAAGCAGUUUUCAACUCUUGGGAUAGUCCAAGGGCCAUUAAGUACAGGAGUAUUAAUAAAAUAUAUGGGCUAAAGGGAACCGCUGUGAACAUUCAAAGCAUGGUGUUUGGCAACAUGGGCACUACUUCAGGAACUGGCGUCCUGUUCACGCGAAAUCCAAGCACCGGCGAAAAGAAACUCUAUGGGGAGUUUCUGAUUAAUGCUCAGGGAGAGGAUGUAGUUUCCGGAAUCAGGACACCCGAGGAUUUGGAGAUGAUGAAAACUUGCAUGCCGGAAGCUUACAAGGAACUUGAGGAGAACUGUGAAAUAUUGGAGAAGCAAUACAAGGAUAUGAUGGAUAUUGAGUUCACUGUUCAAGAAAAUAGGUUGUGGAUGUUGCAGUGCCGAAGUGGAAAACGUACUGGUAAAGGUGCCGUCAAAAUAGCUGUUGAUAUGGUUAAGGAAGGACUUGUUGGUAUUCGUUCUGCAAUCAAGAUGGUAGAGCCACGCCAUCUUGAUCAACUUCUUCACCCUCAGUUUGAGGAUCCAUCUGCUUACAAGGACAAAGUGAUUGCCACGGGCUUGCCUGCUUCCCCUGGAGCUGCAAUAGGGCAGAUUGUGUUCACUGCUGAUGAUGCAGAGGCAUGGCAUUGUUGAAAGGUGAGGACAGAGACAAGUGCAGAGGAUGUUGGCGGUAUGCAUGCAGCUGCUGGGAUCUUGACAGAGAGAGGUGGUAUGACAUCUCAUGCUGCCGUUGUAGCCCGCGGAUGGGGGAAGUGUUGUGUGGCUGGCUGCUCUGGUAUACUUGUAAAUGACACCGAAAAGGUGGUGGUAGUUGGGGAUAAGGUGCUCCCGGAAGGAGAAUGGAUAUCACUUAAUGGGUCCACCGGUGAGGUGAUACUAGGAAAGCAACCACUUUCUCCUCCAACUCUAAGUGAUGAUCUGGCAACCUUCAUGUCUUGGGCUGAUGAAACAAGGCAUCUGAAGGUAAUGGCAAAUGUUGACACACCUGCAGAUGCACUAACAGCUAGACAGAAUGGUGCCCAAGGAAUUGGACUGUGCAGGACCGAACACAUGUUUUUUGCCUCAGACGAGAGGAUAAAGGCUGUGAGGUUGAUGAUAGUAGCCAUUACACCAGAACAGAGGAAAGCCGCAAUUGACCUGUUGCUACCUUAUCAGAGAUCAGAUUUCGAGGGGAUCUUCCGCGCAAUGGACGGUCUCCCGGUGACAAUCCGAUUAUUGGAUCCUCCACUUCAUGAGUUUAUUCCCCAGGGUGAGUUGCAUCACAUUGUCAGGGAGCUAACUUCGGAGACAGGAAUCAAUGAAGAAGAAAUCUUCUCUAGGAUUGAAAAACUAUCAGAAGUGAAUCCCAUGCUUGGUUGCCGAGGCUGCAGGCUAGGAAUCUCAUACCCGGAACUAACUGAGAUGCAGGUUCGUGCAAUCUUUGAGGCUGCAGUUUCAGUGAGUAACCAUGGCAUUAAAGUUCUGCCGGAAAUAAUGGUUCCACUUGUCGGUACACCUCAGGAGUUGAAGCACCAAGUGAGUUUAAUAAGAAAUGUUGCUGUGAAAGUGUUCUCUGAGAGGGGUUCCUCUCUAAGCUAUAAAGUAGGAACCAUGAUCGAGGUCCCUAGAGCUACCCUGAUUGCAGAUGAGAUUGCAGAGGAAGCAGAAUUCUUUUCAUUUGGAACCAAUGACCUUACCCAAAUGACAUUUGGGUACAGCAGAGAUGAUGUUGGCAAAUUUCUUCCUAUUUACCUGUCAACCGGCAUUCUGCAGAAUGAUCCAUUUGAGGUACUUGACCAGAAGGGUGUUGGUCAACUCAUCAAGAUUUGCAUAGAAAAGGGACGUGCUGCUAGACCAAACUUAGAGGUUGGAAUAUGUGGAGAGCAUGGUGGUGAACCAUCCUCUGUUGCAUUCUUUGCCAAAGUUGGUCUUGACUAUGUUUCCUGUUCUCCCUAUAGGGUUCCAAUUGCUAGCCUUGCAGCAGCUCAAGUUGCAGUGGAAGAUGGGAAUUGACUCUCUAACUCGCUCGGAAUAUUGUGGUCUAUAAUAAGUCCAUUCAUGUAAAUCGGAAAUGGAUAUGAAACAGAAACUUGGCCUACAAAUAUCUGUAGAGACAUGUAUGUAUAUCUAAGUCAAAAUAAGAGAGAUUCUGUAGAAGUUCUUGUACAUGUUCCACACUCUUUUGCUAAUAAAGUCUUCCAUAAAUGUGUAUCUUUCUUUUAA
Messenger RNA from Arachis ipaensis, 3071 nucleotides. The record is from RefSeq and is a predicted model, not a curated record. Lineage: Eukaryota; Viridiplantae; Streptophyta; Magnoliopsida; Fabales; Fabaceae.